UUCCAUAAUCACAGCGGGCGAGAGCGGAGACUGGGAGCGAAAAAUCCGGGAUCCGGCAACUUUGGGCAGCGCAUGCGCGCCCGCGGCGCUCCAUCCCAAACACACACACAUUUUUCCCCCGGACUUGGAAAGUCACCCAAAGCCGCCCCAAGUGCAGGCAAACAGAACUCGUUGACUGAAGGCAAAGACUCCUUCCAUCUCACCUGCCCUUUCAGCCGCCACGGUUGUCGACCCCCUCCCAUAGAAGGGGAUCCUGUAACCCCAGCAUUGGAGUGGACUUCGGACACCGGCCUCUUGGGAUGCAAAGGAUGAAGUGACGCCCCUGCUGUUAAAGAGGAGCCUCUAGGACCCGCUGCAAGAGUUUGGGACCAAAGAGAGGAGAAUGGAUCUUGGUACAGCUGAAGGCACCCGGUGCACCGACCCGCCCGCAGGCAAGCCCUCGAUGGCGGCCAAGCGCAAAGGCGGCCUGAAGCUCAACGCCAUCUGCGCCAAGCUGAGCCGCCAGGUGGUUGUGGAGAAGGGGGCGGAGGCGGGUCCCCAGGCUGAGGGCAGCCCGCUGCGGCCGCGGGAGCGCGAGGCCGGCGUGGCCCGGGGCGCCCGCAGCGAGGAAGACAAGAGGCGGGCAGUGAUCGAGAAGUGGGUUAAUGGCGAGUACAGCGAGGAGCCCGUGCCCGCGCCCAGCCUGGGGCGGAUCGGCCGCGAGGGCCUGGAGCUGCCCCCUGAGGGCGUCUACAUGGUGCAGCCCCAGGGCUGCAGUGACGAGGAGGACCAUGGCGAAGAGCCCUCCAAGGACGGCAGUGGUGUGGCAGAGGAGAAGGAGUCUAGUGGGGCAGCCUCCAAGGACGACAGCAGCCCCAGUGCCAAGCAGGCUUCAGGAGAGGCCUCCUCGCUCCGGGACUACGCGGCUUCCACCAUGACUGAAUUCCUCGGCAUGUUCGGCUACGAUGACCAGAACACGAGGGAUGAGCUGGCCAGGAAGAUCAGCUUCGAGAAGCUACAGGCGGGCUCCACCCCUGAGGUGGCCAGCUCCUCCGUGCUGCCUGCUUCCGAGGAUGCCCUCAGCAAGCGGGCACGCUUCUCCAAAUACGAGGAGUACAUCCGCAAGCUCAAGGCCGGCGAGCAGCUCUCCUGGCCGGCCCACAGCACCAAGGCCGAGGAGCGGGCGGGCAAGGAGGGGGCGGGGCCCCUGCCUGGCCUGCGGCUGCCCAGCAGCACAGCCCACCUGGAGACCAAGGCUACCAUCCUGCCCCUGCCAUCACACAGCAGCGUCCCCAUGCAGGGCCUGGUGGCCCGAGCCUCCAAGUACGACUUCUUCAUCCAAAAACUGAAGACAGGCGACAACCUGCGGCCCCAGAACGGAAGCACUUACAAGAAGCCAUCCAAGUAUGACCUGGAGAACGUCAAAUACCUCCAUCUCUUCAAGCCCGGGGAGGGCAGCCCCGAUAUGGGCGGGGCUAUUGCCUUCAAGACGGGCAAGGUGGGGCGCCCCUCCAAGUACGACGUCCGGGCCAUCCAGAAGCCGGGCCCCGCCAAGGUCCCACCCACCCCCAGCCUGGCCCCUGCGCCCCUCCCCAGUGUGCCCAGUGCUCCCAGCGCCCCUGGGCCAGGGCCUGAGCCACCUGCCUCCCUGCCCUUCAACACUCCUGAGUACCUGAAGUCGACCUUCUCCAAAACAGACUCCAUCACCACGGGAACCGUCUCCACUGUCAAGAAUGGAUUGCCCACAGAUAAACCAGCUGUCACUGAAGAUGUAAACAUUUACCAGAAAUAUAUUGCCAGGUUCUCGGGCAGUCAGCACUGUGGCCACAUCCACUGCGCCUACCAGUACCGAGAGCACUACCAUUGCCUGGACCCCGAGUGCAACUACCAGAGGUUCACGAGCAAGCAGGACGUGAUCCGCCACUACAACAUGCACAAAAAGCGCGACAACUCCCUGCAGCAUGGCUUCAUGCGCUUCAGCCCGCUGGAUGACUGCAGCGUCUACUACCACGGCUGCCACCUCAACGGAAAGAGCACCCACUAUCACUGCAUGCAGGUGGGCUGUAACAAAGUGUAUACCAGCACAUCAGACGUGAUGACCCACGAGAACUUCCACAAGAAGAACACUCAGCUCAUCAACGAUGGCUUCCAGCGCUUCCGAGCGACGGAGGACUGCGGCACAGCUGACUGCCAGUUCUACGGGCAAAAGACCACCCAUUUCCACUGCAGGCGCCCUGGCUGCACAUUCACCUUCAAGAACAAGUGUGACAUCGAGAAGCACAAAAGCUAUCACAUCAAGGACGAUGCGUACGCCAAGGACGGCUUCAAGAAGUUCUACAAGUACGAGGAGUGCAGGUACGAGGGCUGCGUGUACAGCAAGGCCACCAACCACUUCCACUGCAUCCGCGCCGGCUGCGGCUUCACCUUCACCUCCACCAGCCAGAUGACCUCACACAAGCGCAAGCACGAGCGCAGGCACGUCCGCUCCUCCGGCGCGCUGGGGCUGCCGUCCUCGCUGCUGGGCGCCAAGGACACGGAGCACGAGGAGUCGAGCAACGACGACCUGGUCGACUUCUCGGCCUUGAGCAGCAAGAACUCCAGCCUCAGCGCCUCCCCGACCAGCCAGCAGUCCUCCGCCUCCCUGGCCGCUGCCGCCACUGCCACUGCCGAGGCCGUGCCUGGCGCCACCAAGCCUCCCAACAGCAAGAUCUCCGGGCUGCUGUCCCAGGGCCUGCCCGCGUCCAUCCCGCUGGCACUGGCCCUCUCCAACUCGGGCCUGCCCACCGCCGCCCCCUACUUCCCCAUCCUGCCUGGCCGGAGCGGUGCCUCCCUGCCUGUGGGCACCCCUGGCCUCCUGGGGGCCAUGUCAUCGGGGGCAGCGGCCUCAGCAGCCGCUGACACACCUGCUCUGGCUGCCUCGGGAGCCGGCGACUCUGCCCCUGCGGCUGCCUCCUCUGUCCCGGUGCCCCCCGCCUCUAUCAUGGAAAGGAUCUCAGCGAGCAAGGGCCUCAUCUCACCCAUGAUGGCCAGGCUGGCCGCUGCUGCCCUCAAGCCCUCUGCCACUUUUGACCCAGGAAGCGGGCAGCAGGCCACCCCCGCCAGGUUCCCCCCGGCCCCGGGGAAGCAGGAGCCUGGUGAGAACGCUGGUGCCCCGGUUCCCCACGAGGUCUCCCAGGACCGCAGUUUAGACCUGACUGUGAAGGAGCCCAGUAAUGAAUCAAAUGGCCACGCAGUCCCGGCAAAUUCAUCUCUUUUAUCCUCGCUUAUGAAUAAGAUGUCUCAGGGCAACCCCAACCUCGGCAGCCUGUUGAACAUCAAGACGGAAGCAGAGGGCAGUGCCGCCAUGGAGUCCUCGCCCUUCCUGGGCAAGGCUGUGAAGGCGCUGGUUCAGGAGAAGCUGUCCGAGCCCUGGAAGGUGUACCUUCGAAGGUUUGGCACCAAGGACUUCUGUGACGCCCAGUGUGACUUCCUGCACAAGGCCCACUUCCACUGCGUGGUGGAGGAGUGCGGCGCGCUUUUCAGCACCCUGGACGGGGCCAUCAAGCACGCCAACUUCCACUUCCGGACGGAGGGAGGAGCAGUGAAGGGAAACACGGAGACCUCCUUCCCCACCUCGGCUGCUGAGACCAAACCUGCCUUGGCCCCGUCAUCCCCUCCAGCGCCUCCUGUCACCACAGCCACAGUAUCCUCCCUGGAGGGUCCCACUCCCAGCCCGGCUGCCGUGCCCUCCACCCCCACGCUGCUCGCCUGGAAGCAGCUGGCUUCCACCAUCCCCCAGAUGCCUCAGAUUCCAGCGUCAGUGCCUCACCUGCCCACUUCGCCCUUGGCAACGACUUCUCUAGAAAACGCCAAGCCCCAGGUCAAACCCGGAUUCCUCCAGUUCCAGGAGAACGACCCUUGCCUCACGACGGACUGCAAGUACGCCAACAAGUUCCACUUCCACUGUCUCUUUGGGAACUGCAAGUACGUGUGUAAAACCUCCGGCAAGGCCGAGUCGCACUGCCUGGACCACAUCAACCCCAGCAACAACCUGGUGAACGUGCGAGACCAGUUCGCAUACUACUCCCUGCAGUGUCUCUGCCCCAACCAGCACUGCGAGUUCCGGAUGCGCGGACACUACCACUGCCUCCGGACCGGCUGCUACUUCGUGACCAACAUCACCACCAAGUUGCCAUGGCACAUAAAGAAGCAUGAGAAGGCCGAGCGGCGGGCGGCCAACGGGUUUAAGUACUUCACCAAGCGCGAAGAGUGUGGCAGGCUAGGCUGCAAGUACGACCAGGUGAGCAGCCACUUCCACUGCAUCCGCGAGGGCUGCCAGUUCUCCUUCCUGCUCAAGCACCAGAUGACCUCCCACGCCCGGAAGCACAUGCGGAGGAUGCUGGGGAAGAACUUCGAUCGCGCGCCCCCUGCCCAGGGCCCCCCGAGCCUGAUGGAUGCGGAGACAGAUGACUACAUGGACUACACGGGCUGCAGCCCUGGCGCCGUGUCCUCCGAGUCGUCCACCAUGGACCGGAGCUGCUCCAGCACCCCGGUGGGCAACGAAAGCACUGCAGCCGGCUGCCCGGCUCCUCUUCCUCCUCCUCUUCCUCCUCCUGCUGCCGCUGGCGACGAGGCUGCCCGCGGGGCUCCGCAGCCCCCACUGACCCCAUCCUUCUCAGCCGCCGUGCUCCGGGCGCCCCUCCCCUCCCUCCCAUGCCUCUUUUCUCCGCCCUGUCUCUCAUACUCUCUGCUCAGUGCCACUCUCGGAGCCACGCGGGGCCUGGGCCACCCUGUCGGCAGCCCCCCCCGCUUCCCGCCCGCCACUGCCACUCCAACUCCAGUAAAAAGUGACGUACCCCUAGUUCAGGAUGCCGCAGGGAACACCAUCUCCAUGCCGACAGCCUCCGGGGCCAAGAAGCGCUUCUGGAUCAUUGAGGACAUGUCGCCCUUCGGCAAGAGGCGCAAGACGGCCUCCUCGCGGAAGAUGCUGGACGAGGGCAUGAUGCUGGAGGGCUUCCGGCGCUUUGACCUCUACGAGGACUGCAAGGACGCCGCGUGCCAGUUCUCGCUCAAGGUCACCCACUACCACUGCACGCGGGAGAACUGCGGCUACAAGUUCUGCGGGCGCACGCACAUGUACAAGCACGCACAGCACCACGACCGCGUGGACAACCUCGUGCUGGACGACUUCAAGCGCUUCAAGGCCUCACUCAGCUGCCACUUCGCCGACUGCCCCUUCUCCGGCAGCAGCACGCACUUCCACUGCCUGCGCUGCCGCUUCCGCUGCACCGACAGCACCAAGGUCACGGCGCACCGCAAGCACCACGGCAAGCAGGACGUGAUCAGCGCGGCGGGCUUCUGCCAGUUCAGCUCGAGCGCCGACUGCGCGGUGCCCGACUGCAAGUACAAGCUCAAGUGCUCGCACUUCCACUGCACCUACCCGGGCUGCCGCCACACGGUGGUGGGCAUGUCGCAGAUGGACUCGCACAAGCGCAAGCACGAGAAGCAGGAGCGCGGGGAGCCGCCCGCCGCGUCCCCGGGCCCCGCCGUCGGCCUGGACGGGGCGCUGUCGCUGGGUGCCGAGCCCGGGGGCGCCCUGCUCUUCCUGCCGCCCGCCGCCGCCGCCGCCGCUCCCGGCGGGCCGGGGGCACUAGGGCUGGGCGACGCGGGCGAUCCCGGUGACCCCGGCCCGCCCGACGGCCCCGGGUCCCGCGAUGGCCCCGCUGUGCCGGCACCUGGCCCCGCGGCCGGGGAGUCAUCGCAGGAGGACGAGGAGGAGGAGCUGGAGCUGCCCGAGGAGGAGGCGGACGAUGACGAGGACGAUGACGAGGACGACGACGACGAGGACGACGACGACGAGGACGACGACGACGACGAGGACCUGCGCACCGACUCGGAGGAGUCGCUGGCUGAGGCGGCGACGGCGGCGGCGGGGCCCGGGGCGCGGAGCCCGGAGCUGGCGGCCCCCGCGCCCGCCGCAGCCUCUCCCUAGCCGGCCGUCGGGGGUGGGGGGGGCCCGGGGCCGGGGCCGCCUCGCACGCGCCCCCUGCCCUGGUGGCCACUGCGAUUCCCUUCGUAAGAGAUGCUGUUUCUGGGCAGCGCUGCCCUCGGUCCAGAGCGAGACGGUCGCCCCCGCUGCCGGGCUCGGGGCGGCCCCGCCGGUGCUUCCGGACCCCGAGUCCGUCUCAGGACAGAGGCGGGGGCCUCCCUCUGGUGCUCCGGGGCCGCCCCCGCCCCGCCCGUGGCGCGCGGCCCGCGGCUGGAAGGACAGGCUGCGAGCGACCCUCCUCUGGCUGCACGUCGGGGAUCUUCUUCUUCAGGGAAACAGAAGGUGCUCUUGUCCGGGGUGGGACCGAGGAGCAGGGGCCCCCACCCCCCAGGGCCAGGCGGGCGCCGACGACCGGGCAGCCGCCCCCGCACGCCCCUCCCCGCGGCCGGACCCCGGGCCCCACGACCAGGCCGGUGGGAUUCCUCAUUGCUCAGGACUGGGAAGGGCACUGGGGGUCACCGCGACCCCCACCCUCACCCCCAGAGGCGGGCCCCAGCAGCAUCUGGCAGGGCCUUCCAUUCAUGCAGCUAAGACGCCCCCUCCGGGCCCUGGGGCGUGGGGGGGGCGGGGCAGAGGCGACACUGCAGGGACCGCGGAGGGAACCUCACAGAAGGAUUAGGCGAGCUGGGAGGCCGAGGCGCUGCGCCCCACCGCGGGGCCCAGCCCUGGCGUCUGCUCCCGAGGGUUGGGGCCCUCAGCCUGCCCUUCGGUGACUCCCAGGCCCCAGCUUCUCCCCCUGGGGGGAGGCCGAGGCUAGGUGUGCUUCCAAACCAACGGAGCAGCGGGUGCUGGGGUGCUGGGCCCUGCAGGGGUUUCAGCCACCUACGUGGUGGGAACAGGAAGGAUACCACUGUUUGGGGCUUUAAUAUUCAAAAUGGGGGGAAAAAUGCAAGAAAGUUGUACAGUAUUUUUCCUGUAAAGGUUAUUAUUCUACAUAGAACAAAAAAAAAAAAAAAAGAAAAAAAGAAAAAAAAAAGGCAGGCGGGCCCCAAGAGCACAGGCCCGCCUCGGACCAGCCCUGAGGUUGGAGACCGAGUGCAAUCGCUCACGUGGGAUUUCGUUUCGCAUCGAUUUUCGAGGCCUUACCAGUCUGAGGCUGUCUGUCCUUACACUAGCACUGACGGGAGCUGCGUGAUUCCAACUUUUAACUUGAAUUUUGUAGAAACAAGGAAAAAGGACUAUUACUGUUGAUACAAGUUUGUAGUUAACUUAACAAUUGAGUUUUUCUCUAUUGGUUAUGCGUGUGGCUUUAUAGGGCUUUUUUUUUCCCAGUUUGUUUUUAUUUUU
Molecule: messenger RNA, 7294 nt
Organism: Lutra lutra (Eurasian river otter)
Lineage: Eukaryota; Metazoa; Chordata; Mammalia; Carnivora; Mustelidae
Gene: CASZ1
Product: castor zinc finger 1
Exons: 22
Coding region: 383-5950 (1855 amino acids)
Biological process (GO): positive regulation of transcription by RNA polymerase II; regulation of neuron differentiation
Cellular component (GO): nucleus
Molecular function (GO): DNA-binding transcription factor activity, RNA polymerase II-specific; RNA polymerase II transcription regulatory region sequence-specific DNA binding
Source: RefSeq, a predicted model, not a curated record